AUGGCUGUUAACUUUGAAGAAUUGGCCGAAAGGUUCUAUCCUUAUGCUCAACCCGCGGGCACGGUCAUAUUGAUCCUGAUCAUGGUCAUAUCUUACUAUAUCAAUUCUGAUAGUAAACCUCGCAAAGUACUUGAUCCUGUAGAAUGGAGAAGUUUCAAGCUCAUUGCCAAAGACCAUCUUUCGCAUAACACUGCUCUCUACAAGUUCGGCCUCCCAAAACCCACAGACUGCCUGGGUCUUCCUGUCGGACAGCAUAUCUCUGUAGCUGCCGAGAUUGAUGGUAAACAAGUUGUCAGAUCAUAUACGCCUACUACUUUAGAUGACGACAAAGGACAUUUUGAUUUGGUUGUAAAGACUUACGAGAAAGGAAACAUCUCAAAAUUUCUCUCACUCCUCACUAUCGGUCAAGAUGUCAAGAUCAAAGGUCCAAAGGGAAAGUUCCACUAUACCGCCACCCUCGCACCUGCACUUCUUAUGAUUUCAGGAGGAACCGGUAUUACUCCAAUGUAUCAAAUUGUCAAAUCAUCGCUCAAGAACCCAGCGGAUAAAACAAAGUUAUCACUGAUAUAUGCCAAUGUUGAAGAAGAUGAUAUUUUACUCAGAAAGGAAUUGGAACAACUUGAAGCUUCUUCCAAUGGUAGAUUCACACUCUACCACGUCCUCAACAAACCCCCAGCCAACUGGAACGGUGGUGUAGGAUUCAUUACCAAGGAAAUGAUCGAGAAACACAUGCCUGAAAGUGGUGUCGGAUCACCUAAUCAUGGUGAAGGUCAUAAAGUCUUGAUGUGUGGUCCUCCUCCUAUGAUGAAUGCCAUGAAAGGUCAUCUUAAAGAACUCGGGUACCCCGCUCCUCGAACUGUUUCCAAAUUAGAGGAUCAGGUCUUCCUUUUCUAG
Messenger RNA from Kwoniella shivajii, 894 nucleotides. Its product is annotated as NADH-cytochrome b5 reductase 1. The record is from RefSeq and is a predicted model, not a curated record. NCBI's taxonomy places the organism in Eukaryota, Fungi, Basidiomycota, Tremellomycetes, Tremellales, Cryptococcaceae. Bases 1 to 894 code for a protein of 297 amino acids. The transcript has 7 exons. Gene Ontology annotation, molecular function: oxidoreductase activity.